Lampris incognitus (smalleye Pacific opah) is the source of this 592-nucleotide messenger RNA. RefSeq names its product TSR2 ribosome maturation factor (gene tsr2). Gene Ontology annotation, cellular component: nucleus. The record is from RefSeq and is a predicted model, not a curated record. NCBI's taxonomy places the organism in Eukaryota, Metazoa, Chordata, Actinopteri, Lampriformes, Lampridae. Bases 1 to 513 code for a protein of 170 amino acids. Gene Ontology annotation, biological process: maturation of SSU-rRNA from tricistronic rRNA transcript (SSU-rRNA, 5.8S rRNA, LSU-rRNA). The transcript is spliced from 5 exons.
AUGGACGCUCGCGGAGCCGCACGUGAAGUCUUCAGAGACGCCGUCCGCGCCGCGCUGGACACGUGGCCCGUCUUACAGAUAGCUGUAGAUAAUGGCUUUGGAGGUGUCUAUAGUCAGCAGAAGGCUGACUGGAUGGUGGAUGUGGUCCAGCAGUAUUUCCAUGAAAAUGUGAACCUACAGCAGUAUGAGGUAGAAGACUUCAUUGCUGACCUGAUGGACCAGGAAUUUAAUACAGUGGUGGAUGAUGGGAGUUUACCUCAGGUGUGUGAGCGUCUUUGCCAGCUUCAUACUCAAUGCCAGCAGGGGGCACUAGAGCAGGUCAAGCAGACUGUGACCAAGCUAACACAAAAUAAAUCUGAAAGGGCAAAGGUCACCGCUGCACCCACACCAGCUGAUGAAGAGGAGGAGAGUGAGGAAGAGACAGAGAUGGAAUGUGAAGCUGCUGCUUCUCGCCCUCCUCUGCCUCCCAGCGUGGAUGAAGAUGGAUGGACGGUGGUCCGCAAAAAGAAGUGAAUGAGAAGAGGAGAGGAAAAGACGGAACCAUAGAAAGAAAAUCAGAGAUCUUUAUACCAGUAAAACCCCUGGAGAACUA